Pungitius pungitius (ninespine stickleback) is the source of this 2915-nucleotide messenger RNA. It is a transcript of the gene rbm41, whose product is annotated as RNA binding motif protein 41. Gene Ontology annotation, cellular component: U12-type spliceosomal complex. The record is from RefSeq and is a predicted model, not a curated record. The transcript has 7 exons. Gene Ontology annotation, molecular function: U12 snRNA binding; pre-mRNA intronic binding. Lineage: Eukaryota; Metazoa; Chordata; Actinopteri; Perciformes; Gasterosteidae. Gene Ontology annotation, biological process: mRNA splicing, via spliceosome. The coding region runs from base 70 to 1287 and encodes 405 amino acids.
CGUGUGUGUGUAACUACAUUUCCCAUGAUGCCCCACACCGGAAGUCCAGGCGAAGCGUAAGACGGAAGCAUGCGAAGGGUGAGCCGGCAGCAGUGUGAGGACGGCCCGCUGCUGGAGGAGCAGGAGACGGAGGGCCAGCGGCAGCUGCACAGCCUCCUGCUGCAGCAGCUCCACACCGGCGUCGACAUCGACCGAUGUGUCGCCAAGAGGCAGUGCUUCGCCCCGUCGGCGCUCUAUCGGCCUUUCGGGGAGCAGGCCGCCGGAGUGAGGAGCCUCUCCGAGUUCCGGGCCCUGCAGGACGGCGAGAAGGACCUGGCCAGCCUGCGGGAGCUCGGCAUGACCGAAGCAGAGAUCCAUCUGUGGCGGAGCAGAGACCUGACGGAGGCGACGGAGAAGUCCCACGGUGUGUGCGCAGCUCCAGGUGCGAAGCAGCAGCGCCUGCAGGUGAUCCGAGACAAGAUCGAAGCCCGGGCGGAGCUCCUGUCCCGCCCGCAGCGCUUCGCCGCCAGCCGACCGCUGUCGCGCCGCGAGAUGGAGAUCGAGCGGGCUCUCUUCCAGGGAACCGACCGCCUGGGUUUCCUCACUGCGCUCUACCACAGAGACGAAGACAACCAGGAGAGCCAGGAGGGGGCGUCGCCCUCUGAUCCGAUGGACUCCCUCUACAGGGACGUUCUGGGGAAGGAGAGGAAACCAGCCGCAGAAACGACCCCAGCCGAGAACCCGUCUCCCCGCCGAUCCGACCAAUCACAGCCGGUGCAAUCGGAGUCCAUCUCAGAACCGCCGCCCGCUCAAAGCGGGCCGGCGCCACCGCCCGCUCCGCCGCGCGUUGACAUAAGCCAGCCAAUCAGCAGCCUGCGUGGAACGGCGAGGGCGGCGGCGUCGUCGGGGGGGCCCCUGACUGUCAGAGGGGACGUAGAGACGAUCUCGGACGAGGACAUCCAGAAGAACCGAGAAUCCGAAGAGGGGAUCCGGAACAUCCCGAGGUUCAGGAACUACCAGCCGGGGAAACCCUCCAAGGUCCUGUGCAUGAAGAACCUGAGCGCACAGGCCUCGGCGGCCCACCUGGUGGCGCUGUUCUGCCGGUUCGAGGGGGAGAGCGGGCCACCGGUUCUUUACCGCCUGCUGACUGGGAGGAUGAAGGGUCAGGCCUUCAUCACUCUGCCAGAUGCUGAAACAGCCCAGAGAGCUUUGCAGUUGGUCCAUGGAUACCGGUUGCUAGGGAAACCUCUGGUGGUGGAGUUUGGCCGCGAGCGACAGGAAGGAGAGAAGCAGGAGGAGAGGAAAUGAAAGAAAACAUGUGAUUAUAUGUACAUAUAUUUAUUUGGUAUUAUCUCUGUGGAUAAAAUGUAGUAAUUCUUUAAUUUAAAUAAAAUGUUCUGAGUACUCUUUUCCUUUGGUCUUAAUAAGAGACUACGACUGACCAACCAGCAAGUCGCCUUUUAAAAAGUACUGGUUAUACAAGUGGACAAAUAAUGCAAACAAAACAUAAGUAAAACAAUAAGUAAUGUUUUGAUGCCCAAAGUACAUUAAUUCAAAUGCAUUUCCUGGGAAUUUGUAUUUUUACCUAUUAAGCAAGUUGAGAUUGAUCUAACAAUUAACAUCAAUUCUACAUAAACUAAAAAAGUUGGAAAAGUUAGUUAUUCACUAAUUUAUCUUCCUGCGAUAAAUAACAAGGCCUCACAAACUGUUUAUCUGAAAGCAGAUGUGACUUCCAGCUUUCUCACCAGAUGAGGGACUCGAAUGUGCAUCUUAAGUAGGCCUGAUGUAUCCACAGCAUGGAUCAAGAAGUACGGACUAAUGUUCACAUUUAUGUUGCGGAUAUGUACAUGUUCGCAUAUUCUUUUAAAAGAUUAGGGAUCCCCUUAAAUGUCUGUGAUCAACUAAUGAGGUUUAAAGGUGAAACCUGUUCGUUAGCUCUUGUUUCCUGUAGAGUCGUAGUAAAAAACGUGUCACCUGAAAUCACACACACACACACACAAUAAUCGUUCCUCCAGAACAGGUGUUGCAGCGUUCAGCAGAAGGAUUAAAGUCAUGUGACACUUUCAGAAAAACCAAAGACAAAGAAUAUAUUCUGUGUUUUAAGCUCAAAAAGUCAUGGAACUUUGCACUUGUGUCCACGUUGAUGAUUAUAGUUUAUUUAGGGUUACUCCCUCGAGAGCGCCACUUACCAAUAUCAAUUAUUGCAGCCCUAGUGCUACAUUUCUGGAACAAUUAGACUGUGAUGCUACAUCAGGGAUUGUUUUAAUACUUCAUUUAUCUUACAUUGCAAUGCAUUGUAGUAAUGCUUUAUGUGAUUUUUCCCACAGGUGCUGUGGGAAUAUUUGCAUUUCCAUUUAAGGAGUGAAAUAAAGAAAUUACAUAUCAAGGAAAUAAGCCGUUAAACAGAAUAUAAAAUCAAUUACACAAAUAUACAACAUCUAUGCAUAUUACCAACAAAUGUUUGGUAGGUGGGGCUACAGGUGACCCCCCCUCCCCCCCUUUCUCUGCAGCAUCUGUGCAGCACACUUUGAUGUCAUUUUCCCUUUUGGUUCUCAAAAGACUUGCUUUUCGUCACUUGUUUUUCUAGCCUUUAACCCUCGGCUCUGCUUCUCUGUCCAUCUCUGAGAAGAUAGUCGUUACUCUCUUAUCUUCUCCUACAUAAACUGAAGAAUUAACCAUUUCCCAUCGUUAACAUAAAUUGCCCUAACAAUAACAAUGUUGUGUUCAUUCUAACCUGUUUGUUUUUUAAACUGUGGUAAAAUAUAUAGGCAUAUAACAUUGGACAUAUGUGACAGACCUUUAUCACUGCAAAGACACUUUUUUUCAGAAUAUUUAGGGAAUUAAAUGUGUUCAAGAUGGAAUACUGGAAUUAAUUAACCAAAUAAAUGUGGGCUCAGAAUAAAAAGAGAUGUUAAGAGUGAUCAUCUGAUCUGAUG